Messenger RNA from Chelonoidis abingdonii (Abingdon island giant tortoise), 465 nucleotides. Lineage: Eukaryota; Metazoa; Chordata; Testudines; Testudinidae. The record is from RefSeq and is a predicted model, not a curated record.
AUGGAGCCCAGAGCUUGUACUGGGGGGGCAGGCACCAGGGCCCUUGGGGAGUUCGGGGGGAGCCCAGAGGCUGGGGGGCUCUUUGGGAGUCCGUGUCCCCCAUGUGACCCCAUCUCCCCCCCAGGGAUCUACCACUGCUGGCGGGAAUACAGCACCUUGCGCGCGGCUGGCGCCACCAUCAGCAACGUCGGCUUCACCACCAACCUCAGCGUCUACUCCAACGUGCAGGAGACGUGGCUGGCGGCCCUGAUAAUCCUGGCCGUGGUGGAAGGCAUCCUCCUCCUCCUCCUCAUCUUCCUCCGCAAACGCAUCCUCAUCGCCAUUGCGCUUAUCCAGGAGUCCAGCCGAGCCAUCGGCUACAUGAUGUCCACCCUGUUCUACCCGCUCGUCACUUUCCUCCUGCUGCUCAUCUGCGUGGCCUAUUGGGCCAUGACGGCUCUCCAGAUCGGGUCCAGCGCCCCCUAG